Messenger RNA from Gigantopelta aegis, 6320 nucleotides. RefSeq lists its product as uncharacterized. The record is from RefSeq and is a predicted model, not a curated record. Lineage: Eukaryota; Metazoa; Mollusca; Gastropoda; Neomphalida; Peltospiridae. Gene Ontology annotation, biological process: meiotic attachment of telomere to nuclear envelope; homologous chromosome pairing at meiosis. Bases 431 to 5323 code for a protein of 1630 amino acids. The transcript is spliced from 17 exons.
UUGUUCAACUGCAAAUUGAUUAGUAACUACUGUUUAAUGUCUUAAAAUGGUGUAGCGAUAUCUGAAACUUGUAUAGUGAAUCGCAACGCGAUACUGAACAAAAUGUUCCCUGAUAUCACAGGCUGUGGUAUGUGCUAUUUUGUCUGAAAAUAUUAAAAUGAACAGAAGGAAAUUAUUUGGUAAUUUUGGACAAAUAUUGAUAGUCAAUAAACAAGAAAAUAUUUUUAAAAUGCAAUUUUAGUCAUUCAAAAGAAUCUGUUUAAUCUGAUACAAUUACCAACAGCUCAAUUUUUGUUUGUCUGAUCGAGUCGAAAUAUCUUCUUAUGACUAAACUGGUACUUUUUAUUAGUUACAUGUAAUUUAACUGGAGAGUUGUCAUAUUUGUUUCAGAAAUGGAUAAUUGAAAAGUCGUAUCAUUUGGAAACGAAACAUGGAAGAGAUUCAAACAGAUGUUGAGAUUUUAUUGGAGUGUGUCAAGUGUCAGCUGUCCCAGCCAGAUUCUCUGAAGUCUUCUCUUGGAACCUUGGCCUCAGUAUUGACAGCAAAUGAUGCAGCAAAAGAAAGUUUUCGAGAUCUUGGAGGUCUGAAGUAUGUUUUAAACCUGAUUUUGCAGACAAAACAUUUGUCUGUAAAGCAGUCGGGAAUGUUUUGUCUGGCAUGUGCAGUGGAAAAAAGUGUGUUUUCUCAAAAGAGUCUUUCACAACAGAGUACAUUUGUAUUUAUUCACAAAAUUCUCAGUGAUGCCUCGUCGUCAUCCAGAAUAAAACAAACAUCUGUCUUCUUUCUACUUUGCAUUGUAGCAAACAAUGGUCUAGGACAAAAUCUUGCAAGACAGACCGGGUGCUUGGCUGUUCUCAUUGAAAUGUGCAAAGGAUUGAUCAAAGAAAACCAAUCUGGUCUAACCCCUGGGAAUUCCUGGAGCUUUGUGAACAGUGCUAUUAGUGUGUGUGUCAACAAUCCCCAGAAUGAGGAAAAUCAGCAUCUGACUUCAAUGUUGUUUCCACACUUGUUCAAGCUUAUCCAGGAAAAUCUAAACCCUGAGUUACUAAAACCAGCUUUGUCAUUAUUGGGAUUAGCUGUAGCAAACAAUGUUUUAAACCAAGAUCGAGUUAGACGAUGUGGUGGAUUGGAUACAUUGGUCACUGCACUGGGUAAAUGCCUUGGGUACAGUAUUCUUGAUGAACCUGGCCUGGCCAUCCCUAUUAUUAACACAGUUGAUUCCUGUAUUGCUGAUCAUGAGACAAACUGCAAGACGUUUGGUGAACUGGGUGGGAUUAGUUUAUUGUUAAACAUUUUGAGACAACCAGAUUUGGAUCAGCAGGAGAAUCUACAGGUUGUCUUGACUUUGGGACAUGCAUUAGACACUUCAGCUGAGAACCAGAGUUGUAUAGAUCGGAGAGGGUAUCAGACAUUGGUGAAACAUCUGACUGAAGCUCAAGAUGAAGAACUUAUCAAAGCACUCAAGUAUACUUUGAAUCUCUGUCAGAAAGAAGGUCAGAUGAAUCACAAUGUAGAAAAUACUGAAAGGCAACAAGGUGAUAUUAUUCUAGAGAAAAUAUCUCAACUGACAGCAAAAUUGAAUUCUUUCGAGGAGGAAUCACGACAGGACUCAAAACUACUCUCUGACCUUGUUGAGAAUCAAAAUAAAAUAACAAAGGCUGAAGAACCUUCAAGCAAAUCUCACUUACAAGAGGAAGCAAAAAGUAUUCCAAAGAAGCCUGAACAGCCCUCUCUAUCAAGAACUGAAUCACUUCUUCAACAACUCAUCAGCAUGUUUCAGUCUUCUAAGACACAGCAGAAAAGUUAUAGUACCUCUUCAGAUGUCAAUGAAAACUGGCAAGCAGAUCAGUAUACUCCAGUGAAAAGAAUACAAACUAAUAUUCAAAGCCCAAACAUACCUACAUAUGAACAAAUGCCAUUAAGAUCGACAGAAGUUGUUGAUGAAACUACCAGGAUGGCAUUGGUUGGCAGUACAACACAAGACUCAUCACAGAGUUUGCAUUUUGAAUUUGCACCAAGAAAGAAUACUUACUUGAAAGAUUUAGAAAUUUCUCAACAGUUGCAGUCAUUUACUUCUAAUCCAGAUCUGUCAUCCACACGAAACCAUCUCCAUGAUACCGAGAAACGGACACAUGGUACACCUAAUAUGUCAAAGAAGGCUCAUAAAGCAUAUUUUUGUCGAAUAGAAGGAAACAGUAAUGAAAAUUGUCACAUACAGCAUAACAAAAUUUCCCACAUUAUCAGCAGCAAUGAUUAUCACCCAUUAAGAAAUAGUCACAACUCGAACGUAAAUAAUGUGAAUUCAGACAUGUAUAAUCAGAACAGAGGUAUUACACUUAAAAAAAGUGACGGUUCUGCAAAUAAUAUGUUGGGCUGUCACUCAGUAAGUGGUGAUGACAUACAAAGCUUAAGUAAUACAAAAGAUACACAUUUAACUAAUAGGAGUAUAGUUUGCCAAGAUGGAAUGCAUAAUUCAAAUGUAUUCAGCAGCAUUCAUCCUGCUAAACAUACUGAAUCAUGCAAGUGUGAUGGAAAUGACAUACAGUUUCACAAUAGUAAUGAAAGUUGUUAUGUUAGAAACAAGAUUGUAUGUCAGAAUGUGAAUGAAAAUAAUGUAGGUUACAAUAAUCCAAGUGGCAACAGAAGUGAUAUAUGCACAAACCACAUCUGUUGCAAACUGGGUGCAAACCAUAACUUUCAUGAAGCUGAUGACGUUCCUUGCAACCUUUCUGUUAACAUGUACAAGAUGUCCACAAAUCAUAUAGAUGAAGUAGAAUGUCAGGCUCAUCUGACAGAAAAACCCACCCAUGCUGGUCAUUCUCAGAAUCGAGUACAGUAUGGACAGUCUCAACUUGAAACUCAAAACAUGGACAUGCGAAGCAAUAACCAGAAUUGGGUACAGUAUGAACCUUCUAACUGUGAAGCUCAAAACAUGGACAUAAGAAGCAAUAAACAGAAUUGGGUACAGUAUGGACAUUCUAACUGUGAAGCUCAAAACAUAGACAUGAGAAGCAAUAAAGAGAAUCGGGUACACUACGAACCUUCUAAAUGUGAAGCUCAAAACAUGGACAUGAGAAGCAAUAAAGAGAAUCAAGUACAGUAUGAACAUUCUAACUCUAAAACUCAAAACAUGGGCAUAGGGAGCAAUAACCAGAAUCAAUUACAGUAUGAACAUUCAACAUAUCAAGCUCAAAACAAGGACAUGAGAAGCAAUAUCCAGGAUCAUGUACAGAAUGGACUUUUUGAAUGUGAAGCUCAAAAUGUGGACAUGAGACGCAAUAACCAGAAUCAAUUACAGAAUGGACAUUCUAAACAUACUCAAAACAUGGACAUUGGGAGCAGUAACCAGUGUUCAACCUGUCAGACUGGACAUUCCAUUCAACAAGCUACAACCGACCAUGCUGGACAGAUAACUUCAAAGAACAGUAGUUACUCUCCAGGCAAAAUUAAUCAAACAGAACAGUGCAAAAAUACACCACAUAGUUUAAUUAACAUGUUUCAUUUAUGUAAUGACGAUGACUGUCAGUGUAAACCCUCUACCUUCAAAAGGACAAUUGUUCCAAAAAAUACUACAGAAGCAUUCCACAAUUACAGUGUUUCUAAUAUACCCAUACAAAGAGUUGAAUCAAAUUCUGCAUUACAAGAAAAAGGAAAUGAAGAUGAAUUGACUGAUAAAUCGGUGAGUGUAAUUGAAUUCUCCAAUGAUGUAAAUGCAGAUUCUACAAUUUUUUGCCCCAUAAACUAUAAUGGCAGUUCUGCAGAUUCAUCAAACAAAAUGUUGGCCAGCUUUAAGAAAACUAAAAGUUUCACCCCACAAACAAGAGGUGACUAUGAAAAAGUUAGAUGUAAUAGUGACAACACGUCACAUACAAAUUGUGUAAAUCAAAGAAUAGAUAUCCCCACAAACAAAGAUGAGAUUCAGUCUGAACAAGAGAGUACCCCUGAUCCAAAACAAAGAAAUCGUCUUAAAGAAACAAGUUCAUACAAUUCUGAGAGUCUUAACACACGCCAUAUCAUGACCGACAAAUUUGUAAAACCCAUUGCUGCGCCUUUAAGAAGGAAAAUUAUUACACCAUCCAGCUGUGGUUCUGGAACAAGCACUGGAGGUAGAAGAAACAAUGUUCGGUUAUUUUCAAAAAAGUCCACAGUGGGCAUCCAAGAAAAACCUAUUACAAUAGAUGAAGUUGGAAGAAGACGUGCCAUAGAUUCCCCAUUUAGACAAAAGCAACACACUGUCAAACCUCUAGCAUCUCCUGCAACAUCAGAAUUUGAUUUUGGUUUACUGACAUCUGCUAAAAGAAAUCUGUGGACGUCUGACAAACUCUGCAGAUCAUGCACUCCAGUACUUCAGAACCUUUCUGUGAACAAGUUUAGGAGUUUUACAGAUGCCAGACAUAUCAGAAAACCAACAGUUAAUCCAGCAUACUCCCGACCAGUGUCUGAAAUGUGUCUAAAACAUUCAGACAGUGAAUCAUUUUCUUCAGAUGAAAGUGAUGAAGGAAGUCAAACGAGCACUGCCGACAGCGAAAUGAAUUCAGAGUGCACUUCUAACACACUACAAUCUAAAGAGAGGAAAAACCUUCUUUGUCCAGGAUGCAAUUCUUCAGAACAGAUAGGUGGAUCCACUUUGAACAGUCGGACUUUCAACAUCACUUUGGAAACCAGCACUAAUACAUGUUCAAGUCAUCGAAACAUCAGAAGACUAGAACGAAAUUUCAUUCAAAAAACUAAAGAAUCAAGAUAUGCAGCAUUAACAUCUAGCCAAAAAAGAAGACCAUUGCGAGCCAACAUUAAGGAAUGGAUUAGCAAACAAGAAAUUAAUGUGCAUCAGCAAAAGAAAACCCAGAAUGUGUACGACUUCCCAGGAUCCAGUAGCGACUCUGAACCAAGUUCAAAGUACGUUUCUCCACCACAUUCAACACAGUCAUCAGUAUAUCCUUUGCAACAAUUUAGAAAUAAAGAUGUGAAAAGACGUAGAAGAAUUCCAUACAGUGAAGAGGAACUUGAAUUUUUGAAUCAUGGUGUUGAACACUUGGGUAAAAGAUGGCACCAAAUCCUAGUGACAUACAAAUUCAAUCCAUCAAGAACAGCAAUAGAUCUGAUGGAGAAACAUAAAAGACUUAUGACUAAUAAAAACAGGAAGUCUGUCUCAAGCAAAAGAGGCAUCCCCUUCUCCAUGUGUGAAGAACGUAGACUGAUGAGGGGAGUGAAAACAUUUGGCUACAACUGGAAAGGUAUUCUCCAUGCCUUUAAGUUUUCCAAAGCAAGAUCUGCCGAAGACUUGAGAAGUAAAUGGAGAAAAAUUAAUCGAAAUUUAGAUUAAAUGAUGUUGGAACAAAGCUGUAAUAUCAUUUGUGAUACAUGUACAUGUAUUAUGAAAUCUAUUAUAAAUUAUAUGUGUCUUUAUUAAUAUACAUAACAUUACAAUUACAUAUUGAUUUUAUAUAUGUUGAAAUGGUAUAUUACAAUGAUGGUAUACAUUUUAUACUUAUUAUUAGUUUAUAAUGAGAUUUAUAAAUAUACAUUGUAGUGAAAAUAGAUCAUAUGAUUUGUAUAUGUAAUGGCAUUAUUAUUACCAGCAUUUAUUAGUUGAGAUACUUUUUAUUAUAGUUCUUGUUCAGGGUCUUCAAAUGAUUCUUAGUGUUUAUACUCAACUUUUGACAGUUGAGGUAAUUUUACAUGAAAUAUUUAAAUAAACCUACUAGGAAAAGAAAGGAUUUAUUUAUAGGAUGGAAUCCUAAAAAGAUUAUUGCAUAAAACUGUUCUCAGUUUGUUUUAAUGUGUCAUAAAUUUGCUGAAUUUUUUUUCUUGUUAUGUUGGGGUAAAAGAUUGGGUGACAUUGCAUCAUGCGUCUUUUGUGGGUGCAUAGCAUGUACAUUUCUUUUAUGAUAUCACUCUAAUCUUAUUGCCGUUUCUAAAAUGAUUUGUUGAAAUUUUGUAGUUAUUCAUAGUAUUUUAAAGUAAAAUUGCUUUGAUCUUUCUUACAUUGUGAUAUUUGAAAAAACUUGUUCAGUAAAAUUUCAAAUGAUUAAUUAGUUAUAAUUGUAAAUUUACGUUUAAAAGCAAAUGUAAAUUUAAAAAGGAUCUUAACUAUUUUGCAUUUAAAAAAAAAAUGAAAUGGGUGCAUGGUUUGGAUUUUUGAGUACUGGGUAUGCAGGUCAUGGUAAAUUGUCAGGUAGUCUGCAGUACAUUUGUAUUUUGAAAAUCUUAUUUUUGUUGUUAAAAAUGUUUGCAAUAUCUUUUGUUAUUAUGUAUUCAGUUGAGUAUUGCUUUCAGUAAUCAUAUUUAAUUGCAUGAAUAAAUAAAAAGGUUGAAUUUUA